Messenger RNA from Haliotis rubra (blacklip abalone), 1988 nucleotides. RefSeq lists its product as uncharacterized. The transcript has 7 exons. The record is from RefSeq and is a predicted model, not a curated record. NCBI's taxonomy places the organism in Eukaryota, Metazoa, Mollusca, Gastropoda, Lepetellida, Haliotidae. The coding region runs from base 132 to 1256 and encodes 374 amino acids.
CCCCCCAACCUCGUGUCAGGUGAAGGAUAAUAUAAAAGGGCCAUGGCUGAGUCGACGCAUGCUCAAACAGGAGGUUCGUGUUGGAUGGCAGGUAGAAAUCAUUGAGUCGAUGUCAGAAGAUCCACUCAGUCAUGGCUCUCCGAACGAAGGCAGUUGCCAUAACUCUUUUAGGUGCCGCAUUGAUUGCGUCUUUAUUUCUGUUUUCUACAAGGGAUCGGACUGCACUGAACAAGGAAAUCAGUCAUAUGAUUUCAAAUGAAGGUAUAAAACUUUUACUUUCAGUAGAAAGAGAGAAAACGCAGAACCUGGGAAUGGGAGACACUGCAAACAACAGGUACCUGCAGGUACCAAAGAACACACUAACCGAACUUUUGGAAUCAGUGAAAAGUCUGAAGACAGCUUUUAAGACAAUGCGGAAGGGAAUGGAAGAGAGGGAAAUGCAACUUGAACGACGGGUUGAAGGACUUCAUAAUCAACUGGGCGACGGUCAAGAUAAUGUGGACACUAAAGAUGAAUCUGGGAAAGUGUCGGUACAGACGCAAAGUGCCAAGGAUCCUUUACGGAUUACAGAAUGGUGGCAAGCCUCGUCUCUCUUGAAGUGGGACUGGGAGAAACCCCCGGAGUACACGUGUGGCAAGAUGGAGAUGAGAGGCAGCUGGCGCAUUUGUAAUGACAACAACUUUGAGGUCAAACCACCGUGUCUGGUCUAUUCCUUUGGGAUCUGGAAAGACUGGUCGUUUGAUGACGCAAUGGGAGCUCUUGGCUGUGAAGUUCAUUCUUUUGAUCCAAGCAUCGGACUAAAGUCCUUCGACAGAAGCCAGAAUGUCCACUUCCAUGACCUGGCGCUGUCGUACAAAGACAGCGAUACAUAUGUCCCACCUAAGGACAGAUACGUCAAAACGAAAACAACAUGGAAGAUCAGACGCCUCAAGACUAUCAUGGAGAUGCUUGGACAUACAAAUAGACACCUGGAUGUACUAAAGAUUGACAUAGAAACAAGCGAGUGGCCGGCAGUGAAAGACAUUGCGGAAUCUGGUCUUUUCUCCAAAGUCAGACAGUUUUCUGUCGAGUGGCACCUGUUUCCAACACAUCCAAAUAGAUCUGAAUACAUUAACUGUUAUACAAGUGUCAUGGCCAUGAAGGAGCAAGGGCUACGAACAUUUAGAUCACUCUUUCAUAAACAGAACUAUGAAGAAAAGACCUUCCGUUUCCAGGCAGAUGUCAACUACGUGAAUAUAUUACAUAAAGGCACAUAGCACUGCAUUUUGAUGUAAUGGCCAGAAGCAGUUUUAAAGGUGAUAACCAGAUGGGAUCAUACGCUGUGUGUGUAGGAGCAGCACCAGGAGCUAAAGCUGAACCAGAGCCUGAGCACGUAUCAGAACUGCAGUCAACGCCAAAACGAUUGUGGCUAAAUUAUGGAAAAACAUAAACGGAAAACCGUACUUUCUUCGUUUAACCUACAAGCAGCAAUAUUGACAAUGUAGCGGUGAUGCCAACAUACGUUGAAAUGGCUGACUAUAAAGGUAAGCUGGAGCGUGUUUCAGCCUCUACCUUUUACCACAUAUUCAGCUUUAGUCAGGGAUUUGUUCAUGGUUGAGGGCAUGGGUAGUCCAGUCAUCGGAGACGCCAGAAACUUGCGAUCGGGUGUUCGAAUCCCGGUCUGCUCAGAUCAUGUUUCUAUGCUUGCGCGCAACCUUAUCCGCACACACGGGUUUCACCAAACAGAGAAACGUCUACAUCACUUGGGGCUUUCCUCACAGAUCACGCUCACCCAUUGCUCAUGUUUACAUUUUCAUUUGCCUGUUAACAGAUGUACACUGUCACUCAUUUUAGCCAUAUGUACGUAUUAGAUCUCAUGCAGAAUGCACAAAAUGAAAGUUCCAGUUUUCAUGACAAAUGUUAAAGCUGACAUUUCAAAUGUGCAAAACAUUCACCUUUGAGAUGUUGUAACUGUGAAAUACGUAAUAAAGUAAUACGGAGACCGAAAA